Bolinopsis microptera is the source of this 3281-nucleotide messenger RNA. RefSeq names its product probable ATP-dependent RNA helicase DDX23. Gene Ontology annotation, biological process: mRNA splicing, via spliceosome. The record is from RefSeq and is a predicted model, not a curated record. Lineage: Eukaryota; Metazoa; Ctenophora; Tentaculata; Lobata; Bolinopsidae. Gene Ontology annotation, cellular component: catalytic step 2 spliceosome. Gene Ontology annotation, molecular function: RNA binding; RNA helicase activity; ATP binding.
AUAGCUGACAAUGGUUCGAGAAGAGAGAAACAGAAAGAGAGACAGAUCACCUGAGAAACCCAGGGACCGGUCACCGAUAAGGGAGAGAGGGAGGGAGAGGUCCAGAAGUAAGGAGAGAAAGGAGAGGGGAAGGAGUAAGGAGCGAGCUAGGAGCAAGGAAAGGCCAAGGAGCCGGGAAAGGGCUCGUAGUAAAGAUAGGGCUCGAAGCAAAGAACGAGACAGAAGUCGGGAGAGGGACCGUGGAAAGGACCGUGGACUCGAUCGUGGACAGGACCGUGGACAGGACCGUGGACUCGACCGUGGACAGGACCGUGGACUCGACCGUGGACUUGACCGUGGACAGGACCGUGGACAGGACCGUGGACAGGACCGUGGACAGGACCGUGGACAGGACCGUGGACAAGACAAAAAGGAAAGGAGACGAAGUAGAGAGAGAAGUAGGGAACGGGACAGAAGGAGAAGCCGAGACAGAUCACCAACAGGCCAAGAUGACAAGAAUGGAGCAGUAGAAGAAGAGGAAAAGGAAGAACUGAAACCUAAAAGAGAGCCACUUUCCUUGGAGGAACUUCUAGCCAAGAAAAAAGCAGAGGAGGAAGCGUUAAAAAAACCCAAGUUCUUGACAAAAGAAGAAAGAGCAAAGAUUGCAUUGGAAAAACGUCGAAAACAAGUUGAUGAUCAGCGCGCAGUUCACGAUACAGAUCGACAAAAGAGGCAGGAGUUUGAUAAGGUCGUGGAGGAAAGUACCAUGAGUAGAAGAAGAAGAAGAGAGGAGGAAGACAAGACUGUUGAGAAGAGAUUAGCCGAGAAAGAUGAACAGAAACAACUAGAAAGCAUCAAAGAUCAUUACCUUAGUAUUAAAAAGAAGCGAAGAAGAGUAAGGAGACUGAAUGACAGGAAGUUUGUGUUUGAUUGGGAUGCCACAGACGACACUUCAGUAGACUACAAUCCACUUUAAGAGAAACAUCAGAUUCAGUUGUACGGGCGUGGUCAUAGAGCGGGUAUAGACUUGAAGCACCAGAAGAAAGAUCAGCUGAAGUUUUACGGAGCGCUGAUGGAAGAAAGAAGAACUGACGAACAGCACCAAAAACAUUUAGAGCGUGUCGAGUUAGAAGAGAAGAAGGAGAAAGAUCAGAAGUGGGAUGAGCGACAUUGGGGCGACAAACCUUUGGAGGAGAUGUGUGAACGAGACUGGAGAAUCUUCCGGGAGGAUUUCAACAUCACAACGAAAGGUAACAAUAUUCCCAAACCGCUUCGCUAUUGGCACGAGGCUGACAUAACAGAGGAGAUACAGGAAGUUAUUAAGGAGUGUAAUUACGAGCACCCAACCCCUAUCCAAAGGAUUGCACUUCCAAUAGGACUCCAGAACCGUGAUAUUAUAGGGGUAGCUGAAACUGGGUCGGGAAAAACUAUCGCCUUCUUGCUACCUCUGUUGAGUUGGAUCCAGACGCUACCUAAGCUCGAAAGAGAGUCUGAUAUCGAUAUGGGACCCUACGCGGUGAUCAUGGCCCCAACCCGUGAGUUGGCCCAACAGAUUGAGGCUGACACUAAAGUGUUUGCUGAUAAACUAGGUAUCAGAACUGUGGCAGUUAUUGGUGGGCUGUCGAGAGAAGAGCAAGGUUUCCACCUAAGGAGAGGUUGUGAGAUUGUUAUUGCUACUCCUGGCCGGUUACUCGAUGUUUUAGAGAACAGGUAUCUGGUGCUUGAACAGUGUACGUACGUGGUUAUGGACGAGGCUGACAGGAUGAUUGACAUGGGUUUCGAAGCUGACGUACAGAAAGCUCUGUCAUAUCUCCCUGUCUCUAAUAUCAAACCAGACAACGACGAUGCAGAGAACGAUGAGAUAUUACUGAAAAACUACAACUCUAAGAAACGGUUCCGCCAAACUGUCAUGUUCACAGCCACGAUGCCUCCCUCAAUAGAAAAGCUAGCUAAAACGUACAUGAGAAGACCUGUUAUUGUUAAUAUUGGGUCUUGUGGUAAACCUGUCGACAAAGUCAAACAGGUGAUAUACAUGUCCUCUCAUGAAGCAAAGAAAAAGAAGCUCUUGUCACUAUUGGAUAGUGGGAUUGAGGCUCCCAUCAUCGUCUUUGUCAACAUGAAGAAGGGUUGUGACGUAUUAGCAAAGUCACUAGAAAGACUGGGAUACCGGGCGGUAACACUGCACGGAGAUAAGAAGCAGGAGCAGAGAGAAAUAGCCCUGGCUAGUCUCAAGGACGGCUCUAAAGAUAUUUUAGUUGCAACAGAUGUAGCGGGUCGUGGUAUUGAUGUGAAGGGGGUUACCCACGUUAUCAACUACGAUAUGGCCAAAAGUGUAGAGGAUUACACCCACAGAAUCGGAAGAACAGGUCGAGCUGGCAAAUCAGGUACUGCCAUAACCUUCCUUACUCAAGACGACUCUCACCUGUUCUUCGAUCUUAAAGAAAUGGUAUCUAAAUCUCCUGUAAGUACGGUGCCUACAGAAUUAGAACGACAUCCUGACGCUCAACAUAAACCCGGUACAGUAUUGAACAAAAAGAGGAAGGAAGAAGUCCUCUUCAUUGGAUAGACGGAUGCUUUCUGGGGAUCUACUCUGCAAAAACAUUUUAACAUAAUAUUAUUUAAUGUCAGGAUUGUUUGUUGUGACUCGGAGCAAGCGAGUAACGGACCAGUUUUUGUAAAGUGCUAUGAAAGAUUUUGACAUUCUUUUAGGAACUUUGACAUUCAAAGUGUUUUUUUAGAGUGUACUGUACCCUCUAAAUUUAAUAGGAUGAUAAUUGAUAAGGCCAGGCAUACAGUGGCGGGCUCAUUUGGGGAACUAGAUUUGUUACAAAUAUGUUUCACUGUAUUUAAGUGACUGAUUAUAUUGACUCUAUUAUAGAUCUUUCAGAUCAAUCUAUGUCCAAUCCAUCAUUUAUGAUGGUCAAUUUAUCUCAUUUGAAAUUCAUCUUUUAAAUUGAGUUGGAGGUUUUGUUACUGAAAAUUGAAUUGUAAGUUUUACCUUAAAGAUUACUCGGAUGUGCGUUCAAAAGUUUGGUCAGAAUUUUAAAAACGAACUUCUUUUAAGUUUCCAUAAACGAUACUGUUUAGGCAUGUCAACUGUUCGAGAUGCUAAAUAAUGGCGACCAUAUGCUGCAAAAUUUAUAGAAGUGAUUGCUUUCGCAAAUUUAAAGCAUAUCCAUUCCACAAGAUUCGUUCAAACUUUUCACCGACCAUUCGAUCAUUUGUUCGACCGGUGAACACGCAUCCUGGUUAGUACGAUCCAUUUGUUGACUGUCAUUAAAUGAAUAUUUAAAUUCCCCCUU